UUCUGUUUGUUUGAGGCCCUUACAGUUCACAAAGGUACUAACUAGUAUGGACAAUCAGAGAAUUCCACCUCUUAGCUGGGGUUAUUACUACCAAGGAAAGAACAUGGACGAGCUGAGGCAUUCCCUCUUGUACACAACUCUGGAGCUAGAAACAACGAAGCUAGCAGCUCAAGAGGAGAUAAGGAAGAGAGAAGAACAAAUGAACCGUCUUCAAGAUCUCUUAAACAGAGCCAUCAGGGAGAGAGAUGAAGCACAAGACAAAUGCCAAAGACUACUCGUGGAGAAGCUCUUACUCCUUCAGCAACAGCAUCAACAUCUCCAACAACCCCAACAAAAUACCCCUCUUUCUGGGAUCUCAAGCAUUGAAGAUGAAGCCAGAAGAGGUGGUGAUUCCAACACUGGCAUAUCUUCCUCGGAUUGUGAAGAAAGCAUCGUUUCAUCUCCUGUGAUGGACCCAAUUCCACCACCACCAUUACAACCACCCUCAUCAGCAACAACAACAACAACAACAACACCAACAUCAGGAAUGGCAACAGUACAAUUACCAUCAGAGAAGCCAUUACCAGAAAAGGGUAAGCUUUUGCAGGCAGUGAUGAAAGCUGGGCCAUUACUUCAGACCCUUUUACUGGCAGGUCCUCUCCCUCAGUGGCGACACCCACCUCCCCAACUUGACUCCUUUGAAAUUCCACCAGUUGCCAUUACCUCACCACCAACACCUCACCUCCUGCAUCAAGACUCUGUGAUCGGCAUCAAUGGCGACAUCAACAACACCGGUGGUGGAAUUGCUAAAAGGAAAAGAGGUUUAAUGGUUUGUGAAGGUUCUGAUUCUUCCACAAAGUAUCAAAGAGUUGUUCUCCGAUGACUCCUCCAUCAAUAGUUCCUUACAUUAUUUAGUAUCUCAAUUUCUACUAAUAUCAGACAGACCUUUAACAAGAAUAUGAAAUUGUGUCGUGGACUCUUUAGUUAUGCUUUUUAGCUUUUACUAAAGCAUUUGUAUAGUGUUUCCAGUUUCGUCUUGGGAUGAGAAGGAUGGAUUUUAUCUUCCUUUUCCUACCUAACAAAUUUCAGACUUCAAGACUUCAGAUUUCA
Messenger RNA from Telopea speciosissima, 1089 nucleotides. RefSeq lists its product as uncharacterized. NCBI's taxonomy places the organism in Eukaryota, Viridiplantae, Streptophyta, Magnoliopsida, Proteales, Proteaceae. The transcript is spliced from 2 exons. The coding region runs from base 47 to 862 and encodes 271 amino acids. The record is from RefSeq and is a predicted model, not a curated record.